Rana temporaria (common frog) is the source of this 862-nucleotide messenger RNA. RefSeq names its product N-acetyltransferase 8-like. Lineage: Eukaryota; Metazoa; Chordata; Amphibia; Anura; Ranidae. The coding region runs from base 48 to 695 and encodes 215 amino acids. Gene Ontology annotation, molecular function: N-acetyltransferase activity. The transcript has a single exon. The record is from RefSeq and is a predicted model, not a curated record.
AAACACUCCAUGUAUUACCUAUAAAUUUUCUUUUGCAGGAGGAGACCAUGCCUGACUACGUUAUUCGGCUGUACAAGGACUCGGAUUAUGAGGCGGUCUGGGAUAUCUUCUCCCGAGGCAUUAUAGAACACACCAAUACUGCUUUCUUUCACACCGUCAGCCUCCCUCACAUCUGGGCUCUCCUGCUGGCCAUGUUCUUGGUACUCCUACAGACCACGGGGUCUUACCUCCUCUCAACCAUGGUGGUAUCUCUCAGUGUAGCAGCACUAUGGCUUGUGAACAGGCAUAUCUACGUUGGUUAUGUUGCAGAUAGCUUAGCUACCGACAUGAUGAAUAUCCAGAAAUAUUACCUACAACGGGAUGGUUACUGCUUCUGGGUGGCAGAGCUGGCUGGGGAAGUUGCUGGGAUGGUUGCUGCCAUUCCUCCAUAUCCUCCCACUGGAGAAAACCAAGUGGAGCUUAAGAGAUUGUCGGUUCCCACGAAACACAGAGGGAAAGGGAUCGCCAAGGCCUUGUGUAGCACGGUCAUUGACUAUGCCCAGAAGAGAGGCAGUAGUGCGGUGGUGUUAAGCACCUCCUUAUCUCAGAACGAUGCUUCAAAGUUAUAUCUAAAGAUGGGCUUCAGACGAACCACCACCGACUAUGCACCAUUUAUAAUUGGAAAAAUCGUUGACUUCAAAAUUUUGUUUUACUAGUACGACAUUCCCGUUCAGGGAUAAAUCACAUGCAGGCACUCCUCGAUUUGCAAAUAUCCGACUUACAUACUUACGAACAGAAGGAGACAACAGGAAGAUAGAGGAAAUCUACCCCUGGGAAGGGACAAUCACUCCUGUUUAGUGGCGGCUGGUGCUCAAAAUUUUUG